Zingiber officinale is the source of this 1216-nucleotide messenger RNA. Its product is annotated as protein MEMO1-like. The transcript is spliced from 8 exons. The record is from RefSeq and is a predicted model, not a curated record. Lineage: Eukaryota; Viridiplantae; Streptophyta; Magnoliopsida; Zingiberales; Zingiberaceae. Bases 111 to 986 code for a protein of 291 amino acids.
UUUACAUAGUUUCGCCUUUCUUCGAGCGAUUGAAGAGUAGGGUUCCUUUUGCUUCCGAUCGGUCGGUUUUGACUCUACUUUCCCUUCAAUCUGGUCUUGGAGGCGUUCCGAUGGAGAGGAUUCGAAGAGCUGCUCAUGCAGGAUCCUGGUAUACCGACAACGCUAAGAAACUAGAUGAGGAUCUUGAACGAUGGCUCCUGGCAACUCGUCUGACUAAAUGUCCUGAUGUUAGAGGUGUAAUUGCCCCGCAUGCUGGUUACUCAUAUUCAGGUCGCUGUGCUGCUUUUGCAUUUGCUAACAUUGACCCUAAAAGCAUUGAACGAGUGUUUCUACUUGGUCCGUCUCAUCAUUAUUAUACCCCAAAAUGUGCCCUUACAAAAGCCACUAUUUAUAGCACACCCUUGGGCGACUUGCAGGUUGAUUCUCAAGUAAAUGAUGAGCUCAAGGCCACAGGAAAGUUUGAACUUAUGGAUCUUGAUUUAGAUGAAGCAGAACAUAGCAUGGAAAUGCAUUUGCCUUAUAUUGCUAAAGUGUUCCAUGGUCACCCUGUGAAAGUUGUCCCCAUUCUGGUUGGUGCUCUUAACUCAGAAAAUGAAGCCAUGUAUGGACAACUGCUUGCUAAGUAUGUGGACGAUCCCAAGAAUUUCUUCUCCAUAUCAUCUGAUUUUUGCCAUUGGGGCUCUAGGUUCAGCUAUACAUAUUGUGAUAAGAAGCAUGGCCCUAUUUAUAAAUCCAUCGAGGCCUUGGACCACAUGGGCAUGGACAUCAUCGAGACUGGAGAUGCUAAUGCAUUCAAACGAUAUCUGAAGGAGUACGGCAACACAAUCUGUGGACGCCACCCGAUAAGCAUCUUCCUCCACAUGUUGAAGAACUGCUCGGCCAAGAUCAAAAUCGGUUUCCUGCAAUAUGAGCAAUCGAGCCAGUGCAAGAGCUCACGGGACAGCAGCGUAAGCUACGCCUCUGCAGCUGCUAAAUUAGACGACUGACGUAUCUUCACCCACCAUUUAAAUGAUGUUAAUCUAAUUCACGAUACAUUGAUGAAGAAAGGUUCGGGUAUUGCUACCGCACUGGAAGCUUAAGUUUAUCGAAGCAGUAUGUCCCUUUCUAUGCCGUGUAAUUGGAGACAAUGUAUAUUCAGUGUGCAUGUUGCUUCACUUGUGGUGUGAGUUAUCUUAACAAAAACAUAUAUCAAUGAAAACAAACUUUGAUUCUUAAA